AUGGCCGACUUCCUCGAGGCGGCGGCGACGUCGAGCACGGGUGCUGCAGUCGUGUCGAUGCCGGCCGGUUGCCUGCUCAACGACACGGUGUACACCAGCCUGCCGGGCUCGGACUCGGACAGUGCCGGUUGUGCUACAGCCGGCAGCGACCGACAAUACGCCGGACCGAACAGUCUGACGGGCUUUGGCGCUGCCAUGGACGGCUUCUGCGAGGCUCGUGGCACUCCGAGGUUGGGCUCUGCCGUCAAGAGCCACUUGCUCGCCUCUACCGCGUCGGCAACCAACUCCGCCUCGUCGGGCCCACCACCACCGCCGCCGCUGCCGCCACCGCCCCCGAUGCUCCCACUCCCUCCGCCACCGCCACCGCCGGCGCCAACACCGCCGCUACAGGCGCCGAUCAUUGGUGAUCCGUUUGGCGGUGAUCUAUUGCGAACCAACGGACUGCUGGCCGCUGAGGACGAGCGUAUGUUGGCCUCAGAGUUGGCCGGACAGAGACAACAAAUGAUGCUGACUGCUGCCGGUUUGGUACCGGUGCCAAUGCCGGGGCCGCGCAACAUGAGUCAACAGGAGCACUGCCAGCGGCUAGCCUUCAGUCCGGCCAAUAGGCAUGUCUUACGCGUAACCAUGGACGAGGGACGCCUCCCCGCACAGACAAAAGGUAAGCAUUCUCGAGGAGCGAUGUCGACUUACUCUGAUCCGUCUCUAUGCCGCAUGAUCCGAACCGAUCCGACUCAAUACAGCGUCAUCAGACCCGAGCAUAUCCGAUCUGAUCCG
Molecule: messenger RNA, 774 nt
Organism: Protopolystoma xenopodis
Lineage: Eukaryota; Metazoa; Platyhelminthes; Monogenea; Polystomatidea; Polystomatidae
Source: the annotation of a GenBank genome assembly